Anarrhichthys ocellatus (wolf-eel) is the source of this 3954-nucleotide messenger RNA. Its product is annotated as sodium- and chloride-dependent GABA transporter 2-like. The transcript is spliced from 15 exons. Gene Ontology annotation, cellular component: plasma membrane; cell projection. Gene Ontology annotation, biological process: amino acid transport; nitrogen compound transport; sodium ion transmembrane transport. Bases 192 to 1928 code for a protein of 578 amino acids. Gene Ontology annotation, molecular function: gamma-aminobutyric acid:sodium:chloride symporter activity. NCBI's taxonomy places the organism in Eukaryota, Metazoa, Chordata, Actinopteri, Perciformes, Anarhichadidae. The record is from RefSeq and is a predicted model, not a curated record.
CAUUGUCAUACAAAUACAGCUCUCUCAGACUCAUGGACUCACUCAUGUUCAGAGCUGAGAAGAACACUGGUCCUGGAGAGACUAGGGGCUCUAGACUUGUAUUUUCUUCAAAGGCACCAAAUGAAUCCCACCUAGGGAUAUAUGGAAACAUAACCACAGACUAAAGACAAGAAGCAAGCAUUCUCAGUUCAAUGGAGAAGCCUUAUGGUCCAGAGGUCAAGUUCAUGCUGGAUGUGAGCACAGCACAUCCUGCACCCAGCACCCUGACCAGAGGACAAUGGUCAAGCAAAAUGGAGUUCCUCUUGGCUGUUGCAGGACAAAUCAUAGGCCUAGGAAAUGUGUGGAGGUUCCCUUACCUGUGCUACAAAAACGGAGGAGGGGUGUUCUUCAUUCCUUAUGUCCUCUUCCUCUUUACCUGCGGCAUCCCCCUGUUUCUCCUGGAGACGUCACUCGGCCAGUACACCAAACAGGGAAGUAUUACCUGCUGGAGGAACAUUUGUCCCCUUUUUGAAGGGAUAGGUUAUGGCAAUCUUGUGGUUGUUUUAUACGCCAGCAUCUAUUACAUCAUCAUAUUGGCCUGGGCUUUCCUGUAUCUCUUCAACUCUGUCAACGCUGAACUUCCCUGGGCGACUUGCAGAAACAACUGGAACACAGAGACCUGUGUGGAGUUUGAUCGAAGAGCUGGUUAUUUGAACUGGACUGCUGCUGAAAAUGCAACAUCACCAGUGAGAGAGUUUUGGGAGAGAAGAGUUCUGAAUCUUACAGGAAGUAUCCAUGAUUUAGGCAGCAUUCGAUGGGAGCUGGCUCUGUGUCUUCUGUUGUCCUGGAUCAUCUGUUACUUUUGUGUCUGGAAAGGAGUAAAGUCCACUGGGAAGGUAGUUUACUUUACCGCCACAUUUCCAUAUCUGAUGUUGGCGGUGCUGCUUGUUCGUGGAGUCACGUUGCCAGGGGCCAUAGAUGGGAUCAAGUUCUACCUCUACCCAGAUCCAUCCCGCCUGUCUGAUCCACAGGUGUGGAUGGACGCUGGCACACAAAUAUGUUAUUCCUAUGCUAUUUGCAUUGGGUGUCUAACUUCACUUGGCAGUUAUAACAAGUACAACAACAACUGUUACAAGGACUGUGUGUACUUGUGCCUUCUGAACAGUGGGACGAGUUUUGUUGCUGGCUUUGCCAUUUUCUCUGCACUUGGAUUCAUGGCAUAUGAGCAGAACACAGACAUAUCAAACGUGGCAGAGUCGGGCCCCGGCUUGGCGUUCAUUGCCUAUCCUCGAGCAGUUGCCAUGAUGCCUUUUCCCCAAAUCUGGGCGAUAUUCUUCUUCGUUAUGAUCAUCCUGCUGGGACUGGACAGUGAGUUUGUAGGUCUGGAAGCCCUCGUAACAUCAAUUUCAGACACAAAUCCUUCCUUCUUCCAUGUUGGCCAUCGACGUAAACUUCUUCUACUUGUGAUCAGUGUUGUCAGCUUCUUCAUUGGACUUGUGAUGGUUACAGAUGGUGGACUGUACAUCUUCCAGUUGUUUGACUACUAUGCCUGUAGUGGGAUGACUCUACUUCUCUUUGCCAUACUGCAGUCUGGUUGUGUUGGAUGGAUAUACGGUGCAGAUCGGUUUUAUGAUAACAUAGAGGACAUGAUUGGAUACAAGCCUUUACCCCUGCUUAAGUAUUGUUUGAAAUACGUCACUCCAGUAAUAUGCAUGGGAACGUUUGUUUUCUCCUUAAUCAAAUACACUCCUCUGAAGUUCAACAACAUAAUUGAGUACCCGUGGUGGGGCUAUGCUCUUGGCUGGUGGUUCACUCUCUCCUCUACGCUCAUUGUUCCUCUAUUUAUGUUGUACAAAUUGAGCACCACUCCUGGUACACUGCGACAGAGGAUCUCAAUCUUAUGCACUCCAGCUGAAGACAUUUCUUCGAACAAAUCAGACAACUGCUGAACUGCUCGACUUGACCGCAUCUCCUGACAGCAUGGUGUCCUAUUGACGACAACAAACUGGAGCAGCUUCACAUUUACUGAACACCAUGAGGCAUAAGGAAAAGCACGUCUUCAAUACAGUCCUACUCAAUUUAAGGAAAGGUUCAAAAUCUUUUUGGCCCUCUUAAACAAAGCAAUGUCUAUUUGUUGCUCUCAUCCACAUUUAAUGGUCGCAAAUAAAUGCAGCUGUCUCAGAUGUCACUUGAACUCUUAUCGCUGACAGCACUGACAGCUAGUGAGUAGGGCUGCAACUAUUGAUUACUUUCAUUAUCAGUUGAUCUAUUGAUUUCUAAUACUUAUUGUCAAAUGUCAGCAAAUAGUGACAAAUGCACAUCUGAAUUUCCCAGAGCCAUGAGUUCAGAUGUUCUGAAGACAAUAAAUUACCUUUAAUAUAAAAUGAAUAAAAAGCAGCAAAUCAUUCACAAUCCUCACGUUGGUGAUGGAUUAGUAUUCUUUUGAUCAAUUGAUUCAUCUCUUAGUUGUUUCAUAUCUAUUAGCAAGUGAACCUUAAAUGUUAUCGGUCAUAUUGAUAUUUUAAAUAGUUAUUUAUGUAAAGAAAUAUUGUUUUGUUUUGUUUAACCAGGUUGUAUAACUAUCUGGAGUUAAAUAACACUGAUAAACACUUGCCAAAUAAGCCAUACAGAUUGAACAAUUGAGUCACUUUUAGGUCGCUGUGAGUGACGGAAAUUUUAUUUUGAAUUGUCAAUAUAACUAAAACAGUGACAUUAAAGAAGAAAGGUUAUCCAGCAAUAAGGGUGGGAUUCAAACCUCGGACACUGCCUGCACCAUAGCCAUCUGAGCCACCGGGCUGUCCCAACAUUAAAGUGUUUCUGACCUGUGCCAAGUACUGCUAAAAACUAAAAACGACUUAAAAAGUGCAUACUGCUCACACAGAUAGGAAACAGCUCAGCAUUUACAAGUUUGUGUUUGGCUUUAAAACUAAACAUCAGCGAGUUGAAUUGUGGCGAUGGCGUCCAUCACCACAAUUCAACUCGCUGAAGUUUUGGUGCUUUACCAAAUGCAAAAAAACAGAAACACAGAGCAAACCUGUUGGUUGUAACAGUUAGAAUCACAAAGGGUAUAAUUUUAACAGAGUUAAAAGCUCUAAGCUCUAAGCUUGUUUAUUAUAGUUGUUAUUCAAAAGGCGCAGGUCGAUAUUCAUGUCAUGUUCGAUUGUUUUUUGUAUCAUGUAUCAUUGACAUUUGUGGCAUUAUUCCUUUAUGUAAAUGCUGUAACAUGACAUUUUUCACAUUUCAAGAUCACUCAAUAACUUUUUUUUUUUUUUAAGAAAAUGUUUUCUAGAUAUCUGUGGAACAAAUUCAAUGAAUUACAACCCUUUGUCAUAAUCCACGACAACAUACGUUUCCCUCUAAACAUAUUCCACAAUACAGUUUUAUUGGAUAGAGAGAGCUGAUGAACUUGUGUUUAAAUUGAGAACAUUUUAUACAUUCAUACAUUUAAUACAUUAUGAUCAACCAGUUUGCUAAUAUUUAAUUAAUGAAAAUGUUCAUGUGAUUGAAAGAAUCAUAGGACUGUUACAUAACACGUUAAACGUCAUGGUUUGAUUCUUAUUAAACAAUGUGCCAUUUGUAAAUAUUACACAUGCAUAUAGCCAUCUGGUAUUCAUGUGAUAAAUUACUAAUAGGCCUCAGUAAGCUGGUGGCUCAUCAGUAUUGAUUAUUUCAUUUGGUCAAACUGACUUAAGAAUCAGAAUCAGAUAUAAUAAAAUAUACUGUAGGUCAUUAAUUUAGAAACAUUCUGUAAUGAUCAGUUACCAGUUUGUUGUCGAAUGAACGUUUUUUGACCAUGAAAACCAUGAAAAUCAACAAUCUGUAAAUUCAGUUUUAAUAAAAAUGUUAACAAUUCAUAUUAUUUGAAAUAAGUCACAAUAAUUCAGAAAUAAUUUGUUUUGUGAGUACACUACAGAAACAGGUUAUUGUCUGGGUGGUGUAGUUUUUAGAGCCCAAUAAAGGAAUCAUAAUUCAUAA